AUAUAUUACUAGUAGUAUGUAGUGUGUAUUUUAUGCAUUGAAUGAGAAUAUUGCUCUUUCACUGAAGCAAUUGGAUUAAUUUCUUAUGAGCUUCUAUUCUCUUCUCCGACUGAAAGAUUCUUUCAUAGCCAUUCCAAAUCAAGGCUACAUACUUCUUUUCUUUCAUUUUUUUUUGCUCUUUGCCAGUUUUCCUGCAUGUCUAUUCUUUGAAUAGCAUAUUCUAAGCCUCUCCCUUACACAGGAAUAUCAAGAUGUUUGAUGCAUUGCUAAAAAGCAAGUUCUACACCAAAUGCAAGUCUACAGUGAAGCUGACAAAGACUCGAAUCAUGAUGAUCAGAAAAAAGAGAGAUGCUAUGCUGAAAUACUUGAAGAAUGAUAUGGCUGACCUUCUUAAAUCUGGAGUGGAUGUCAACGCUUACGGCAGGGCUGAAGGCCUUCUAGUUGAGCUGAAUAUCUCAAGCUGUUACGACUUAUUGGAGCAAUAUUGUCUGCAUAUUUUGAGUCAUCUCACAACCAUGAGUAAACAGAGGGAGUGCCCAGAGGAUUGCAGAGAAGCUGUAUCGACUUUGAUGUCUGCAGCAGCAAGAUUUUCCGAUGUGCCAGAAUUACGUGAACUGAGAGCUAUAUUUACUGAGAGAUACGGAAAUUCCCUCGAUUUUUUUUUGAAUAAAGAAUUUAUUACAAAGCUAAAGUCACAACCACCUACAAAAGAGAUGAAGCUUCAGUUGCUGCAGGCAAUAGCAGUAGAAUCUGGUGUAAGAUGGAAUUCAAAGGCUUUGGAGCAUAAGCUACAUAACCCACUGAUAUCUGUACAAGGCUUUCCAAAUAGUCAUAAUGAUGAAAAGCACAAAUUGCGCAAGAAAAUGGAUGCAUCAGCUCAGAGGAAAGAACAUCAAAAAGCUAAACUUAAUCAUGAGAAUGCAAGGGAACAUACGACUUCAAAAGCGACAAGGGAGCAUCAUUCAUCUCAUGGAAGAAACGAAGUCCAUGGUCAUGUACAAAGUUUGCCUGGGGGAAGGGAGAGUGACAAACAGAAAAGAGAUAAUGUAAGGCGUGCAUCCAAUAGAUAUUUAGAUGACACGCCUCCAAUAAAAGGUAUUGAAGCGGAUAGUAUUGGCAGAAAAGGACAACAAAAUGAACCCGCAGAGAUCAUUAGAAGUGUUUCUGAAGAAGAAUCUGAUGACAAAAAGCCAUUCUAUUAUCGGUCAUUUCAGCCUAAUUACAACAAGUCAAGAGCAUGCAUUUCAAAAAACAGUUCAGAUGCAUCUCCUAUUGGUUCCACUGGGGAGGCUCGGGGAUAUACAGAGAUGACUGAGAGGGCGAAAGAUGAAGAUACCUGUGUAAAUGAUACAAUCAAAAAGCUAAAACCGAAAUCAGUUAGGACACGUCUGCAGCCAACGCGUGGUUGUGAGGAGGACUCGGGUAGACUGAAAGGCAAGGAGAGAGAGAAGGGGUUUACUAGUGGAGUGAAAGAAGUAGCAAGAGAUGGAAAACAUGGCAUAAAAAUCGCAAACGGUGAUCAUCUUGAUCGACGGGAUGAAGAGGAAAAGAUGAUGGACAGUCUUUUAAUGCACUAUACGAGGAAACAGGUCCAAAAUGAUCAACUUAAGAAACCAAAAUCAGUCGUUAAGCUAUCUAAACUAGCUCAAGUUGAGACGGAUGAAGUCUCAAGGCAGAGACUUCCAGCAUCCAUACCUGUUGAAUUGAAACAAGCAAGUCCAGUAGCACCCAAAGAAGCAAAUUCCUUUGAACAUGAUAUGUUGAGUCCAAAUGGGCAUAUCCAUCCGAAGCUGCCAGAUUACGAUGACUUUGUCACUCGACUGGCUUCUCUCAGAGGAAAAUAAAAAAGAAUAACUUUGUACGUAGUUAGAUGGAACCGUUGUACCAUUCUUCAUCUUACUAGUUGCUUUCUCAUCAAAUUCUUUGUUAAUGAGUUAGGAUGGUUAUCAGGAAGUAUACAAAAGUGUACAUGUGCAUUGGGCAUAUAAUUCAUGGCUAGCAUUGCACUGUGGAGAAUACUAUAUCAAGAGCAAGAACUUUUAGGAGUAUCACAUAGAAGGAAAGGAAGAAAAGAGAAGUCCACAGGUAUAGUAAAUACUUGAUCGCUUGAAUGGUCAUUUAACUUGAUGAACGGCCAUCAGAAUCAGCUAUCUUUUUCUUGUCUUUCAAAAGUAUCUUACUUUACCUUGUUCACUUUAAUGGUCAUUUU
Molecule: messenger RNA, 2209 nt
Organism: Lycium barbarum (goji berry)
Lineage: Eukaryota; Viridiplantae; Streptophyta; Magnoliopsida; Solanales; Solanaceae
Exons: 6
Coding region: 252-1844 (530 amino acids)
Biological process (GO): protein transport
Source: RefSeq, a predicted model, not a curated record